Stylonychia lemnae is the source of this 5571-nucleotide messenger RNA. Lineage: Eukaryota; Ciliophora; Spirotrichea; Sporadotrichida; Oxytrichidae. The record is from the annotation of a GenBank genome assembly.
AUGUUUAAUUCAUACCAAUCUCAAGAAAGCUAAGAAGGAAAGCAACAUUGGUCCUGCGAGGUUCACUUCAGAGACAAACUAUUUCUACUCUCGUUUGACUUGAUAGAUCUUAACACGUUCUACAACUUCGUUAUUUACAGCAUGUUCCUCAUUCUAGAUUUUGUGUUCAUUGCAUACUAUCCUCUCAACCAAAUGUAUCAAGACUAGAUAAUCUAAAAAGUAGAUGUAAUUAAUAUUAGUGGUUAACCAGGAACAGCAACAUAUAUCUUAGCAACAAAAUCAGUGGAUCUUUACAAGAAAACUUUUGAUGGCGAGUACACAGAUACCUGGGUGCCCAACUUGGUUAAAUUCAUGGGAAUUGAUUACUUUUUGGACUAAACUAAAUUUAAGGAUUUCAUCAGUGCUCAAUAGCUUGUUUGCCAUUUUCUCAAUGUGAUCUUUAUCUUGUUUCUAGCCAUGAUUUUCACGAGAGAGCUAGGCACGAUUAAUCUAUCCAGUCAGAGGAAGGUAAUAACCAAGAUUUUUGCCUUUCUGAUAGUUACACUUACUAAGACAUUGUAAGUACCGUUGCUGACGUUUAUGUUUAAAAUAUACUCUUGUGAUGAUCACGCCUAGUCGAUUGAGGAUAACUAUUACUAUGAAACAGGCUUUUGCUAUAAAGAAAGCCAUAUGAAUUAAGUGAUAUUUGCCACAGUUAUGAUGAUAUUUUAUUAUAUGCUUGUGAUGUAUUUCUAGUAUUUUUUGACUUUGUCUUAUCCACAUGAGAAAAUACCUUGGGCAUGCUUGCCAACUAAGAUUCCAAUUAUAAUUGAGCUUUUGAAAUUUCUCAUUGUAUUUAGUUAUCAGGAGAAAAAUUUGUGCCAAAAUGCUCUCAGUUAUUUAAAUAUUAUUUUUGCAUUUACAUGGUUAGGAAUCCUAUAUAAAAGGCUUUUGAAUGUAUUAAUAUUUCAUACUACGGUAUAUUUUAUCACAAUUUGCGGUGAGGCAGUAAUGUUCGUCUUAUUUGGCUUUUCAGCUUUAAGAGAUUUUGUGACAAUUGAUAGAAAUUUCAUCUUGCAUUUGGUAUUGAUUAUUUCCUGUGUUGCUUUUGCUAGUACUUGCGUGAUACUCAGAGAUAGAAUAAGAUAUAAUUUUUUGAGUAAGGUUGAUUUUGCCUUAUAUGAUAAGGACUUUGAAGCUUUGAUUAUGAUGUUUACUUUGCAUGAGCUUAUUGAGAGAUCAGCUUAUGAUGACAAACAAGACUUCAUUUUAAGAGGGUUUAUUGAAAGACAUAUCGAGAUAUGUGAGUAUCCUUCAUGCUCAUGUAUAAAGUUCUAUUAGAUCUGCAAUUAGACCUAUAGAUUGGAGUUAGCUUAGAUGUCUCCGUUCUCAAAGAACUACGAUUCUAGUACUAUGAACUAGAAUACUAAUAACCAGACAACAAACCACUCUUAUUCUCAGAGAGCAGAGUCUGAUGUCGAUGAUCUCUCAACCCUAAAGGUAUUCUAUGGAAGCAAGAAAAGCCAGAAAAAGCAAAAUAAGAGCAAGGGCAAGUUCCUUAAGAAAUUCUUGAUAGAUAAUAUCAAUGUAUUUUUGGAUGCAUUUCCCAACUCUGUAAAACUUCAUAUUAUGGCUGCAUUCAUCUACUUCUCAAUUUUCAAAAAUUCAUUCAAGGGUCUGUAUGAACUUAGCUUUACUAAGUCCAUAAAAUCAUCUCUGUAAGAUCAAUAUGAAUGCUUCGUCCUUUCAAGUUAAAUAAUUGCUUACUUCUAGUCUCGAGCUUCACAAGGAAUGAGCAACUAGCCAGUUUAGUUUGAAAAAUCAAAAGAUGAUAAAAAAUAGAAAAAGUAGCUGGAAUUUAAUGCUUCUAAUUUCGAUGUAGAGACAGAAAUUAAGUCUGUAAUAGAAUUCGAAAAGAUCAAUAUCAAAUUCUAGAAAAUGAUUGAAGUCGCUAGUAUAUAAACUAGAGAAUUUUGGGAGGAAAUUCUAAAGAAAAACAUUGAUGUUAGAAAGAUAUUUGAUCUUGGGGCAAAGAUAUACAAGAGUUUUAUAGAUAUCAAGAAGAAGUACAAGAAUCUCAUGCAGAUGAACAAUAACUAUCUAGAGGUUGCUUAUCUAUACAAACUUUUCGUGAGCUUGAUUCUAAACUUUGAAAUAGAAGUAGAGGAUGCUAAACUUGAAAUAGUAAAAAUCAUGUAGUCCAAGUCAAUGAAAAAACAUAAUCUCAAGGCUGAGUAUAAAAGCAUUUAGCUCCUGGAUGAAAACGGCAUGAUCAUUAUCUCAGGCAACACUAACAACUUUGCAAAAAUAUUAGCUAUGAACAACAAGGCCGAGAGAAUAUUCGGCUAUCUUACAAAUGAAUUAAUUAGCAUGAGACUCAAUAGAUUGAUGCCUGCUUUGUUUGCUGAAAAUCAUGAGGCUUUUAUUCUGAACUUUGUCAAUGGAAACAGAAAGAUCAAUAAAGAGAAUCACAACUUCGUCUGGGGCAAACAUAAGUCUGGCUUCAUUGUCCCUCUUAUCAUGGAUAUCAAUGCCUAUGUGAAUUUUGAGUUCAACUUUUGCUUUAUUGCCUUCCUGAAGAGGAGUGUUUUGCUUGAAUUCAAACCUAUGAGAGAAUUACUUGAGUAUCAAGAUGUAUUCGUUUUGCAAACUAAUUAAUUGGGAGUAAUUUAGGAUAUGACUCAAAAUAUGCAGGAGUAUUUAAAUUUUCCCAUUCAGGCUUUAUUAAAAGACAUUCAUGUAGAGACAAUGUUCAAAAAUAUUUUUGAAGAUGAAUCAGAACCAGCUUUUAUGGCUGGUAAAAGGCUUGAGUUUGAUCCAUAGUUAGUGAAAAGGAUCCUAGAGGAAGAGGACAUAGAUAUUAAAGAUAAUGAAAGUGAUGGUGGGACUAACUAUAACAUGAGUGAGAAAAAAUGUACUGCAAUAGUCUGGCUAAAGACUUUUGAAUAUGACUAUCAAGAUGUUAAGCUAGCUUACAAAGAGAUUUGGUUUGUACUGACAGACGACGAUGCGAGUUUCUUAGAUACAAAGAAUACUACUGAAUAUAUGACGGCUAUGGGAGAUGAUGGGCCUAAAGUCAAUGUAACUUACACUGAUGAUAGAGAGGAGAUUUGUUCUAUUGCCUCUGUUUCUUCACUCGCUAAUUAUGAUAAGAAUAGAAAGAAUAUUCUAAAUAAACUUUCUGAAAUAAAAACCUAAACCAUAGAUGAUUCCAAACCACGAUAAAUUGAUCUACUCUAGAAAGCAAUAGUUGUAGUUUUCUUAGCUGUGAUUGGAAUAGCUAUGCUUCUGCUAAUUGUCAGUCUUGAUAGGAAUCAAGGUUUCUUUGAGAAUAUGGAUAUUAUUAAAAGAUCCAAGGAAUCUGUUAUAUAUUUCUCUCAACUAAGAACCAUGAUGAGCACUUUAUCCUUUUAUGCUAAUAGUGUAUACUCUUAUAAAACAGACCCUGUACUUAAGGAUUUACAGCCUUACUUGCUUGAUAAAAUAGAUACCCAGAUUGAAUCUUUGAGAAUAUCGCAAUCUUACAUGAAUUUUGUAGAAUUUACCUACUCUGAUGAAACUAUUAAUUACAAGAAAAGUAUAACCAAUAACUAUCUAGAAAUUAGGUCAAAAACAGUAAUUGAUAAAAAGUCAAUAGCAAUGAUGCAGGGCGUUUAGGAGUUGCUAGAAUCUGCUGAUACCUUGGCAUCUUAUGUUUCUCCAAAUUUUACAUUCGAUGCAAAUAUUCUAAACUAUGAUAAUACUAACUCUUCAUUAUAUAAAGGACCGCCUGUAUCCGAUGUAAGCAUUGAUGUUUAUCAAGUCCUUAAGAACUCACAUGGUUCUAUGUCGAAUUAUCUAUUCAUUAUGUCUGAGAAAUAUAUUAGCGAUGCAGUUUUUGAAGCCAACAACAAUUCAUCACUUGUAUUAAUACUGACAAUAGUCUCCAUAACUAUCACAUUCCUUACAGCUUUUGUGAUAAUUCCAAUACUUCAUAAGAUUGAAAGAUCAAAGGAGAAGGUACUUAUGAUAUACACAGAACUUAAAAAGGAGUAAAUAGAGUCUCUAAACCGAAAUAUCAAAGUGUUCUUUAUGAAACUUUAGCAAAGUACAAACUCUCUUGGAGGAAGUUUAUUAUAUCAAAACUCUUCUAAGUAGUUCUCUGGAAAGUUGGUUACAAGAAAAUUCACCACAAUGUCUGGUAGAAAAUAAGAUGAUCCUAAUUCUGACUUCGGCUUCUUGCUAAGAAGGGCUGCUCCUAUAGGUGAAAAUGAGCAAGAAUAGGAUUUGAACGAUGGAGGCACUCCUAAUAAUUAACAAAUUGGAGAGACUAAAAAUGUAAAGUCUCAUUUUCCUCUUUUGUUCAACAGAAGUGAGGGUCCAUCAAAUAAUAAGAAUAACCAGAAAGAUAAUAAAUCUAAUAACAGCCAUAAACAGAAGGGCAAAAAGAAAGGUGUAAUUAAAUUAGGGAAUCGAGUUAAAAAUACCAUGAAAAAGCCAGAAGGAGGAGGUCAUAAAGGGGCUAAGUAGUCUCAAGAAGAUGAAUCAGAGAUUGAUAAGUCAGCAGAUGAAGAAGAUGUAAUUAAUCACUAAAAGAACAAUCAGCAAGAAAAUCAUGAUGAAGAUGACUCAGAUUUGAGUGAAAACGCCGAGGAAGACAAAAAGGCUCAAAUGCUCAUGAGCAAAGAGGAGUAGGAAAAUGCAUUGUUCAAAAGAAUAUUCUAAAAUAAGAUUAAGCAAAUGACUUGUAUGAAACAAGUAAAGUACUACCUACUAGUCAUGAGCAUAUGCCUAUUUAUGAGUGGAUAUUUUACUCUUAGUUACUUUAUGGUUACUAACAUCUUUAGUGAUAGCCAAAAAAGUUUAAGCAUAUUUGACAUAGUGGGUAACAGAGGACCAUAUUUAGAUUCACUCAUUAGUUUCUAUUUGCAAACUCUAUCUAGGGGCAGAGAAAUUUACAAUGAGCCAUAUAACUAAUCGUAAGCAAUGCAAAAUUCAAUUGAUUACUACUAUUAAAUGACAUAAGAAAAUGAAAAUGAAUAUAACACCCUCAGAAGAAGCAUGCCUAACAUUAUAGCAGGUGCAAGUUCCUUGAUUAGCGGCUUGGAGUCAUAGUAAAUGUGUGACUAUUUAGUAACAGAUGAAAUGGUGAAAACCUAUGGUAAUAAAGAUAACCAGAUUGAGCAAUGCAAGAAUGUAUCUAGCAAAAUACUUUAACUAGGUCUUACUUAGACAGUCAAUACAAUCCUGCAGAAUAUCUUGCAAGGUACCUUAUCUUUUAGAGCAAAUUAAACCUUGAAGUUUGAAAAGGAAUCUUAGCUAUUUUCAGUUAUAUAUGUUCGUAUUUAGUACCUGAAUCAUGUAGACCUUGAUCUGCUCAGUCUGGUUGAGUCCAGCAUCAAAGAUUAUUUCAUAACUCAGCAAACUAACUAUAUCAUUAUAUUUGCAAUAUUUGUGACCAUAGUCUUCAUAGCUAUGGUGUUGCUGAGUUACAAUGGAGUAGACUACCUAUUUAAAAACUUGAUUGCGAUUAAGUUUAUAUUGAAUUUUAUUCCCGGAUAAUGGCUUUUGGAUAAUAAUGCUGCUGAUGAUCUCAAGUAUAUUGAUUUCUGA